AUGCGCUCCAACAUCACCACCAUCAUGGCCCUUCUGGCCCUCGGUGCCAUCUCUUACGGUGCUCCGGUCGCCCCUGCCAACGGUGUUGCUCCCGCCGGCGCCAACCCGCCGCCGCCUCCUCCGCACGCCGUCCGUGCUGCCGUCCCUGACGACAUCCGCCCAUCCGACUUCCCGGAGCAGCAGCCCAAGGACCCCAAGGCACCGAGGUCCGCCCCGGUGUCCAAGGUCCCCACCAAGGAGGCGCCCAAGAACGGCCCCGACGGCAAGCCUCUUCCUCCCCCGCAGGCCCGCGACGCUCCCGCUCCUCCCCCGAAGGGCGGCAAGCCCCAGCCUCCUCAGGCCCGCGACGCUCCGCCGCCGCCUCCGCCCAACGGCGGCAAGCCCCAGCCUCCCCCUCAGGCUCGCGGCGCCCCCGCCGUCGGUCCCGACGGCAAGCCUCUUCCCCCGCCUGCCAAGGACGCUCGCGUUGCCCGCGACGCUCCUGCUGUCGGCCCUGAUGGAAAGCCUCUUCCCCCUCCUGAGAACCAGCCUCGCGACGCCCCGAAGGUAGGCCCUGACGGCAAGCCUCUUCCUCCUCCUCAGGCCCGCGACGCCCCUCCUCCGCCCCCCAACGGCGGCAAGCCUCAGCCUCCUCCUCAGGCCCGCGACGCUCCUCCCCCGCCCCCCAACGGCGGCAAGCCUCAGCCUCCGCCCCAGGCUCGCGACGCUCCUCCCCCGCCCCCCAACGGCGGCAAGCCUCAGCCUCCGCCCCAGGCCCGCGAUGCUCCUCCCCCGCCUCCCCCGGGUGGCAAGCCUCAGCCUCCUCCUCAGGCUCGCGAUGCUCCUCCCCCGCCUCCCCCGGGUGGCAAGCCUCAGCCGCCUCCUCAAGCCCGUGACGCCCCGGCUCCCCCGCCGCCUCACGGUCUCGUCGACGCCCACGCCCACGUCGGCCGUGAUGCUCCCGCCCCGGCCCCGGCCCCGGCUCCCGGCCCCGAUGGCAAGCCCCAGCCGCCUCCCCAGGCUCGCGACGCUCCCGCUCCUCCUCCCCCGGGUGGCAAGCCCCAGCCUCCUCCUCAGGCUCGUGAUGCUCCUCCCCCGCCUCCCAACGGCGGCAAGCCUCAGCCUCCUCCUCAGGCUCGCGACGCUCCUCCCCCGCCCCCCAACGGCGGCAAGCCCCAGCCUCCGCCCCAGGCCCGCGACGCUCCUGCUCCCCCGCCGCCUCACGGUCUGGUUGACGUGAACGCUCACGUCGGCCGUGAUGCUCCCGCUCCUCCUCCCCCGGGCGGCAAGCCCCAGCCCCCGCCCCAGGCUCGUGACGCCCCGGCUCCCCCGCCGCCCCACGGCCUCGUCGACGUGAACGCUCACGUCGGCCGCGACGCUCCCGCUCCUCCUCCCCCGGGCGGCAAGCCCCAGCCUCCUCCCCAGGCUCGCGAUGCUCCUGCCCCCCCGCCGCCCCACGGUCUCGUCGAUGCCCACGCUCACAUCGGCCGUGAUGCUCCCGCCCCGGCCCCGGCCCCGGCUCCUGGCCCCGACGGCAAGCCCCAGCCUCCUCCUCAGGCUCGCGACGCGCCCGCUCCCCCGCCGCCCCACGGCCUCGUCGACGUGAACGCCCACGUCGGCCGUGACGCUCCGGCUCCGGCUCCCGCCCCGGGCCCCGACGGCAAGCCGCUCCCUCCUCCCCAGGCUCGCGACGCGCCCGCUCCUCCCCCCAAGGACGGCAAGCCCCAGCCCCCGCCCCAGGCCCGCGACGCGCCCGCUCCCCCGCCGCCCCACGGCCUCGUCGACGUGAACGCCCACGUCGGCCGCGACGCGCCCGCGCCUGCCCCCGCUCCCGGCCCUGACGGCAAGCCCGCCCCUCCCCCCAAGGACGCCAGGGCUUUCCGCGCUUAA
Diplodia corticola is the source of this 1869-nucleotide messenger RNA. RefSeq names its product histidine kinase. The coding region runs from base 1 to 1869 and encodes 622 amino acids. NCBI's taxonomy places the organism in Eukaryota, Fungi, Ascomycota, Dothideomycetes, Botryosphaeriales, Botryosphaeriaceae. The transcript has a single exon. The record is from RefSeq and is a predicted model, not a curated record.